AUGUCUACACUAGUGGUGUCUCCCGACAUCAAGGUAGAUUUAGUGUCAGUUCUAUAUUGGAUUCGCUACCUGUUGUGCAACCAAUCGUGCAAGCCGGAUCCAAUAGAUGCAUGUGGAGUUGAUCCAGCAAAAAUUACUCUUGUUGGACAUAGUCUAGGAGCUCAUAUAGCCGGUGUAGCGGGAAAUAAAGUCAAGCAAAAUACUAAUAAGCUUCUACGUCGAAUAACAGGUCUUGAUCCAGCGGGGCCUUGUUUUAGUAACGUGCAUUUAGAUGGUAGACUUGAUAAACAAGACGCCGAAUACGUUGACGUACUACACACUAACGCUGGUUUAUUGGGGUUAAAUUUGCCUGUAGGACACAAGGAUUUUUAUCCGAAUAGUGGAAUGUACCAGCCCGGUUGCUUUCUGUCUACUUGUGAUCAUAGCCGAGCUUGGGAAUUGUAUGCCGAAUCGAUGAAUAAUUCCGAUAUCUUCCCAGCACGCAAAUGCGAAAAUUGGACUUCAUUUAAAAAUGGUAUGUGCUCGAAGAAUGAGAUAGCAUAUAUGGGUGUUAACUCUGAACCUGGCUCUCCAGGUUUGUAUUUUUUAUCAACUGGGUCCUCGUCUCCUUAUGGUUUGGGUGCAUCAGGAAGCGGGUGA
Molecule: messenger RNA, 639 nt
Organism: Danaus chrysippus (African queen)
Lineage: Eukaryota; Metazoa; Arthropoda; Insecta; Lepidoptera; Nymphalidae
Source: the annotation of a GenBank genome assembly